AUGGCAUUCGCGUGGAAAGCCGCUGGCAUCACCUACAACCGCUACCUGGCCGUCGCCUCGCGUGUUGUGCGCCGCUCGCUGAAGGAUGAUAAGAGACUGCAGGCCGAGAGGAGAGGAGAGAUGGACUUGAGGUUCGCAAAGUGGGAGAACGGCAAGCAGAGUGAGAUGAAGUCGGUUGAGGAGGCCAACCAGUCCGCUAUGCAGCAGCAGGCUGGCCAGUCCGCGCAGUAG
Fulvia fulva is the source of this 231-nucleotide messenger RNA. RefSeq lists its product as uncharacterized. Gene Ontology annotation, biological process: proton motive force-driven mitochondrial ATP synthesis. The transcript is spliced from 3 exons. The coding region runs from base 1 to 231 and encodes 76 amino acids. NCBI's taxonomy places the organism in Eukaryota, Fungi, Ascomycota, Dothideomycetes, Mycosphaerellales, Mycosphaerellaceae. Gene Ontology annotation, molecular function: proton-transporting ATP synthase activity, rotational mechanism. Gene Ontology annotation, cellular component: mitochondrial inner membrane. The record is from RefSeq and is a predicted model, not a curated record.